This is a messenger RNA of Daldinia decipiens, 3367 nucleotides long. RefSeq lists its product as uncharacterized. Bases 410 to 2947 code for a protein of 845 amino acids. Gene Ontology annotation, cellular component: fungal-type vacuole membrane. Lineage: Eukaryota; Fungi; Ascomycota; Sordariomycetes; Xylariales; Hypoxylaceae. The record is from RefSeq and is a predicted model, not a curated record. The transcript has 3 exons.
CAUAGUAUGUAUAUUGGAUCGUUAGUGGAAAUCACGGCCCUGCUAUUCCCUUUAGUUUGAUUGGCCUUAACGGCGGAAGGUUGAGUUGGCUUCGCCCCAGCACCUGCCCAGCCGAAGGGCCUCGUUUCAUAAUGUGGACCGUCGAGUUGUCUGUUGAUGACGACUACUUCACGCCUUCCCAGUUCAUACCCAUAACCUUAUUUUAUUCUAUAAACGUGCCUUUUUGUUGACAUCAAUUUAACCAUCAUCUUACAGUACCUAACAUCACUAGUCGUAGUCUAUCAAAUAUAGCACAUUUCUAGACUCGAUGAUGUCUACACCAUUCUGUUAGUUAGCACACAUUCAUCAACUACCCGCGAUUGAUCUAUUGUUCAAAUAGUGAUCCGUCAAUACCACCCCAGCCGUCACCAUGUCGGAAGAAGCAUCGCCUUUGCUCUCGGCCGCGACGAAGGGAAAAUCCAAGGCCCGCGAGCAGGAUGAUUCCGGCGAAUCGACGCCGCUUCUCUCGGGUUCGACAGCAACGCCACGUUACGAUGGAGAAGAAGAUGAGCAUCAUGUAGACAAUGAGGAUUCGAGUCCAGCUCACCCCGUCGAUGCGUCCCCCGCUUCCAGUUCGACUAAGAAGUCUAGGAGAUGGGCGUCGUUUAUCGCAAUGUUCAUACUGGCAGUGCUCAUCAUCGUCAUCAUUGUUCUCGCCUUCGUCGUUCCCCAAGCUAUUCAAGAGUACGCUCAACAAGCCGCCGUUAUUGAGCCUACCAACCUCUCCCUCGAAUCCAUUACGACGGACGGCGUUCGAGCUCGGAUACAAGCCAACUUUCAUCUGGAUGGGUCCAGAGUUGGCAGCAAUCAUGUGCGAAGAGUAGGAAGGGCUGUUACAUGGGUGGCAGCUCAGCUUGAAAGCGAGCAGACGAAGGUCGAUGUGCGCAUUCCCAAAUAUGACAACGUGUUACUUGGAAGCGCAAUCGUCCCGCCCCUAUUGAUUAACUUGCGGGAUGGCGACGUAACACAGUUUGACAUCGUCGCGGAUAUACUGCCGGGCGAUCCAGAAGGCAUUCGCAUAAUCGCGAAUGAAUGGUUCGAAGGCAGAUUAGACGAACUGCUUCUAAACGGACAGGCUGAUCUCAGUCUCAAAUCUGGGAUCUUCCCUCUAGGGACACACGCCAUCUCGGAAUCGAUUGUAUUUGAAGCUAACAAAGUCCCUGCGAUACCAAAAUAUAAUAUUACUCGUUUUAAAGUCGAUGAUGGCCCGAUGAAUGGGACAAUGCUAGCCGAUGUAGCACUGGCGGCGUUCAACGAGUAUCCGGUCGAACUUAAUAUUCCCGAGCUCGCGUUUGAUAUUUUAGUACCCGGUUGCGCUAGUUCAGACCCCUUCAUCCUAGUAGCGGAAGCGGCUACGAGCGAGGUUCACGUAGAACCACGCUCUGAUGUCGUGGUCGAUGUUAAUGGAGUUAUCCGCGAAUUACCUCACUCUUUGACUCACAUUUGCCCGGACUCUACUUCCUCACCUUUAGAUAACAUCCUUCGACAAUAUAUGCAUGGCGACCCCGCCACACUCUUCGUCCGUGGGAGUCGUCAUCCCGAUGGCGACACGCCGAAGUGGAUUGCAGACAUACUAUCUAGCGUAACAGUACCUGUCUUAUUUCCCGGACGUACGUUAGACGGUCUGCUUAGGAACUUCUCUUUAACCGACGUCAAUUUUGCUCUACCAGAUCCCAACUCCCCAGACUCCAACCCGACAGUCUCAGGAACCAUUUUAGUCACCGCAAGCAUUCCUUCUGAUAUGAACUUUGGUAUAGACGUGACAAACGUCCGCGCUACGGCGGACGUGCUUUAUAAGUCAAAUAAAAUGGGAGAACUAAAUCUACGAGAAUGGCAACACGCUAAUUCUACUAGGGUUGAAGGCGAGGGGGACGAUGGGCCUAUGCUCAAAAUCCAGUCCCGCGUCAUCGAUGCACCCCUCAACAUCACCGACAGUACGGUCUUUGCCGAAGUUGUCACUGCCUUGUUGUUUGGCAUGGAGACAGUUCGUCUACAUGUUGACGCUUUAGUGGAUAUCAAAGUGCACACCACGUUAGGAAACCUUACUCUAAAGGAGGUUCCUGCGGAGGGCAAAAUUCCAGUAAAACCCCUUCCCAAGGGUGCUGUUGGCAGUAUUGAACCAAAGGUCGGGUCUCUCAGGAUUUUGGACACGACAUCAGAUUCGAUAACGUUGCAAGCCUUAGUUAAUGUUACCAAUCCGACGCCUUAUACAGCUCAUGUACCAUAUGCGAACAUCCACGUCCUGAAUAAUGGUUCGAUCAUCGGGAGUGCUACAGUAGAGGACCUAUAUAUCGACAAAGGUCCAAACUCAAAUAUACUUGUUACCGCAAAAUGGAAUCCACCAAUGGGUGGCGCCCACGGUCGAAAGGUUGGGCGGGAAUUAAUAUCACAGUACCUGUCAGGCUGGAACACGAGCAUCACCGUAAAAGCACAUCGAAAUAGCAUUCCUGGCCAACCCAUCAUCUGCGAAGCCUUAUCGAAAUUCAAUAUGACCCUCUCCGCUCCCAAGCUGAGUUUGCCUGGGGAUACCCCUGAAGAGAGGUCUCGCUUCAUUAGAGAUGCUACUUUCCAUGUCUUUUCAUCGACGGCCACAUUUACUCUUGUAUCACCAUUGCAUUACAACACAUUAUAUAUAGAUGCUGUCAACGCUACCGCGUUGUAUAACCACACCGAGCCGGUAGGGCAGAUUGUCUAUGACUUACCGUUCUCAGCACCACCUGGCAAAUCCCAAACGCCGAAACUACCAGUAACGUGGUCCCUGGACUCGGUUGGCUACGAUGCUGUGAAGAAAGCGAUAGGCGGAAAACUCAAGCUGGAUGCAUAUGCUAAUGUAGAGGUGCGGCUGGGGAACUGGAAGGAAUCGCUUUGGUAUCAAGGUAAAGGGAUUGGUGCGAGUGUACAGAUAUGAUGCUUUGACAAAUUGCGGGUUGGCGUUAUUAGGGAGUUGGGAAGGUUGAGGGACACACUCAAAGAGGGACAGCGUAAUUGAUUACUUGAUUAUCAAGACAUGGGAUGAGAAUGGUAUAUUCAGUACAUUUAUAUCACGUUACUGUGCUGAUAAUUUGCUUGGGAUACCCAAAAGGAUCUGGACCAUUGUGUGAUUUGAAGGGGUGAUUUGACGUUCAGAAUAAUGAAGGUCUUAUAGAUGGAUAGGAGACUAUCAGUCUACCACCUAUGUAGUUUUUAUUCUAAUAUCCCGUCAUCGCCAUGAUAAGUAAGGCCUUUAACUUCAAAAAUUGGAGUUAGAUGUUACCCGAGAUAUUUGAUGACUAAGGGACUAAGGGGGUAUGACAUAAUUUUAUAUAUCGAUCGGCCUUGAGCUUGAACU